Trifolium pratense (red clover) is the source of this 1994-nucleotide messenger RNA. RefSeq names its product DELLA protein RGA-like. Gene Ontology annotation, biological process: regulation of DNA-templated transcription. The coding region runs from base 384 to 1886 and encodes 500 amino acids. Gene Ontology annotation, cellular component: nucleus. The record is from RefSeq and is a predicted model, not a curated record. The transcript has a single exon. Gene Ontology annotation, molecular function: DNA-binding transcription factor activity; sequence-specific DNA binding. Lineage: Eukaryota; Viridiplantae; Streptophyta; Magnoliopsida; Fabales; Fabaceae.
GGUCAGCUUUGCUAUCUUUAGGCUACUAAAUAUUAAAGGCACACUACCCGGGACAUUAGGGUAACUUUAAAAAAAGUAGAAAUUUAUAUAAGUAGUAGUAUCAAUCAAAUAUGAUGUGCUAGCACUGCAGAUAGCUACACAACACAAAUUAGUAACCCAUCAUGGUCAUACAUUUUACAACUUAGCUUCUCCCUUAAUUUCCUCACACAUCACUUUCUUUAUUUCUUUCUUUCUUUCUCACUCCCAACCCUACCACUCUACACACUCUCUCAUAUACCUAACACUCACUCACUUCUUUAUAUGUUUUAUCAAACUUCUUCAACUUUGCUAAGAAAAUUAAGUGAUAAAUUUUGAAUUAUCAUCAUUUUAAUUUCAUAUACUAUAUGGAGAUAGAAAUAGAUUCAGUUUCUUCACCUUCCAAAGUUAAAGAAAUCGACGGCCUCCUAGCGGACGUCGGUUACAAAGUUAAGUCAUCUGAGCUGCAUCAAGUAGCUCAGAACAUCGAACGGUUGGAGAACGUAAUCGUGAAUUCAUCGUCAAGCGACAUUUCUCAAUUCGCUUCCGAUACAAUUCACUACGAUCCCUCCGACAUUGGCAAUUGGGUGGACAAUCUCCUCUCGGAGUUCGACCACACCAAUUCUUUACCUUAUGAUUUCUCUCAACUGUCGGAUCUCGCACAAGAUCAACACCACCACCACCACCACCACCACCACCAGAACCACCAAUUAAAGGUUGUUACCACCGUUGAAGAAGACUCAGCGAUAAAGCUUAUUCACAUGCUGAUGACGUGUGCUGAUUCCUUGCAACGUGGCAACAUACAAUUGGCUGGCUCGUUAAUCGAAGGCAUGCAAGGUUUGUUAACAAACAUGAACACCAACUCCGGCAUCGGAAAAGUCGCCGGAUACUUCAUCGACGCUUUAAACCGUCGAAUCUUCGGUCAAAACAAUAUCAUCCAUAUCGAGAACGAUGUUCUUUACCAUCACUACUACGAAGCUUGUCCAUAUCUCAAAUUCGCUCACUUCACAGCAAAUCAAGCUAUACUGGAAGCUUUCAACGGUCACGAUUGUGUCCACGUCAUUGAUUUCAACCUCAUGCAUGGUCUUCAAUGGCCGGCGCUAAUUCAAGCUUUAGCGCUUCGUCCUGGUGGACCUCCGUUUCUCCGCCUCACCGGCAUUGGUCCGCCGUCGCAUGAUGACCGUGACAACCUCCGUGAAAUUGGACUCCGUCUUGCCGAACUAGCUCGCUCCGUUAACGUUAGAUUCGCUUUUCGUGGAGUCGCGGCGUGGCGGCUUGAAGAUGUGAAGCCGUGGAUGCUUCAGGUGAGUUCUAAAGAAGCUGUGGCGGUUAAUUCUAUUAUGCAGCUUCAUCGUCUUCUUGGAUCUGAACCCGACCCGAAUAAUCCAUCCGCUAUUGAAACGGUUUUGGGCUGGAUCCGAAGUUUGAACCCGAAAAUCAUGACGGUUGUGGAACAAGAAGCGAAUCAUAACGAGGAUGGGUUUAUGGACCGGUUCACUGAGGCAUUACAUUAUUACUCGACCGUUUUUGACUCGCUGGAAGCGUGUCCGGUUGAACCGGAUAAAGCAAUGGCUGAGAUUUAUUUACAGAGGGAGAUUUGCAACGUGGUGUGUUGUGAGGGACCGGCUCGAGUGGAGAGACAUGAACCGCUUAUUAAGUGGAGGGAACGGCUUGGGAAAACCGGGUUCAGACCGUUACAUUUGGGUUCGAAUGCUUUUAAACAAGCGAGUAUGUUAUUGACUCUGUUUUCUGCGGAGGGUUACUGUGUUGAAGAGAAUCAAGGGAGCUUGACUUUGGGUUGGCAUAGCCGUCCUCUCAUUGCGGCUUCGGCUUGGCAAGCUGUGCCUGAAACGCUGCGUUUUGAUCAUUGAAGAAGGGAGAACUUGAUUAAUAAUUAAUUAACUAGCAAAUAGUACUACCUAGAAAAUGCAUUGUAUUAGUUGAGUUCACAUAAUAACAUACUGUAUAUUUUUCUUGUU